This is a messenger RNA of Sus scrofa (pig), 4286 nucleotides long. RefSeq names its product transmembrane protein 121B (gene TMEM121B). NCBI's taxonomy places the organism in Eukaryota, Metazoa, Chordata, Mammalia, Artiodactyla, Suidae. The record is from RefSeq and is a predicted model, not a curated record.
GAGCCGAGGACAAUGCGCCCCGCGCUCGGCGCCCCCCGCGCGGCCCCGCCCCCCGCCCGGCUGCAGCCCCCGUUUCUUCGAGGCCGGAGCGGCUCGGGCAGCAGCAGCAGCAGCACCAGCAGCGGCACUGGCGGCGGCUCCGGCAGCAGCGCGGGCGCCGAGCGGGAGGACGACGACGAGAGCGCCAGCAUCAGCAGGCCACUGGUGCCCGCCGGGACCCCGGGGACCCCCGCCGCCUCCGCCGCUUCCACGCCCACCUCCCCGUGCAGCAUGACCGCCGCCGACCUGGGCGCGGGCGUGGUGGCCGGGGCCGUCGGGGGCGCGGGCGGUCCCGGCCCCGGCCCCUCCUGUCGUUCGUGCUGUGGCUGCUGCGGCCGCCCGUCCCGGCAGGGCCGCGGGGGCGGGAACCGCGGCUGCACCCUUGGCCCUGGCUGCCGCUGGGGCUACCAGGCUCUGUCCGUGGCGCUGCUUCUGGCGCAGGGCGGCCUGCUGGACGUGUACCUCAUCGCCGUCACCGACCUGUACUGGUGCUCCUGGGUCGCUACCGAUCUGGUAGUGGCGGCGGGCUGGGCCAUUUUCUUCGCCAAGAACAGCCGGGGCCGUCGGGGCAGCCCACACGCCCACCACCCGCACCACCCGCACGUCGCGCCCCUGCACCUGCCCGCCGCCCCUGCUGCCGCUGCCGCUGCUGGGGCUGCGGGCGCCAAGGUGCGCGGCGGCCGCGGGGGCGCUGGCGGCCCGGGGCCCGCGGGGACGGCGGGGGCGGCCGGUGAGUUCGCCUUCGCCUACCUGGCCUGGCUCAUCUACUCCAUCGCCUUCACGCCCAAGGUGGUGCUCAUCCUGGGCACGUCCAUCCUGGACCUCAUCGAGCUGCGAGCGCCCUUCGGCACCACGGGCUUUCGCCUCACCAUGGCUCUGUCGGCGCCGCUACUCUACAGCCUGGUGCGGGCCAUCGGCGAGGCGGGCGCCGCCCCUGGCUCCGCGGGCCCCCUGCUUCUGCAGCCCCAGCAGCACCGCGCCGCCGGCUGCUUUCUGGGCACGUGCCUGGACCUGCUGGACAGCUUCGCCCUGGUGGAGCUGAUGCUGGACGGUCGUGCGCCGCUGCCCGCGCACCUGCGCUAUCUGCUCAUCGCCGUCUACUUCCUCGCGCUCGCCUCGCCGGUGCUCUGGCUCUACGAGCUCCACGCCGCAGCAGCCGCCUCGCCUCGGGGCCGGGCCUCGCGGCCCGGCAGCUGCAGCCGCCUGCUGCGCCUGCUGGGCGGCUGCCUGGUGGACGUGCCCUUGCUGGCGCUGCGCUGCCUGCUGGCCGUGAGCUACCAGCAGCCGCUCUCCGUCUUCAUGCUCAAGAACCUCUUCUUCCUGGGCUGCCGCGGCCUGGAAGCCUUGGAGGGCUGUUGGGACCGGGGGACCCCAGCGUCCCCAAAUCGGGCCCGGGCGGGCUAUGGUGCUCCACCCUCUGCCCCUACCACGACCGGAGGCCCCCAGCUGGCCCACUGCAUCUCAGAGGAUGAGGGGGGCGCCCACGGCUAUGUCAACACCCUGGCUGUGGCAUCCCAGAAUUGAGGGGUCUGGGAGGCUUGCUUUGGGGUUGGGAGACCCCGCUGCCGGUCCUCUGACCUUCUGUCACCCAACUGGAUCAGUCUCUGGGAGAGGUGACUGCUAAUAGGGCUAAGGGCCAGGGCGCCCUUUAGAACCCCUCCGGUCAAGACUACUUGGAGCGGACAGCUGCUAAGGAGAUGGAGAGCGGUCCGUGGACUCUCUUCUUCCUCUCCUGCCCUUCCUUCCCUAAUCUUUGCCUCCAAGGGGCUGGUGCCUCUGCUUCUGGCUUUCCCCACCUCACCUUAGUUCCUCUCCUUUGUGGGGGAGAAUAGAGGGAAAGGGGUGCCCAGGCAGGGGGUGCUGGGCCCUGGGCCACCCUGUUGCUUGGAUAUGCCAGCUUCUUUUAGGCUGUGGUUAGUAGUCAUUGCCCCAUGCCUUGAAAUUGACCCAGAAUCCACCCCCGCCAUGUGUCGGUUGCAUUUCUUCCAGAUGGUGGAUGCAAAGUCUGCGUGUGUGUGUGUGUGUGUGUGUAUUUGCGUGUGCUAUUUCCUUGUGUCUACCCCAUGCCCCUCACAAUCAGUAGGAGCUCUGGGGAGUCCCUGCCCUCCCCACCACACACUCCUCAUUCCUACCUGAAUCUGGCCAUGAUCUCCCAAACAGAGCUGGGCUCUGGGGCUGCCCGCUGCCCUCUCUGAGGGGGAAGCUCACUGGGACCUUCCUCACUCCCACUCCUCUCCCUCAGCCAGGGGAGCGGAGGUCCAUACUCCAAGGACCAAACUACACCCUUUCUGGGGUGAGUGCGUGUUUCUACCUCUGUGCUUUCCACUUCCGCUGCAUCACACGCUGAUGCUGCUUUUGCAAAAAUAAAGACAAAUACUCAGAUGUUGCAUUCCCCGUGGCCACCAGAUCCAGUUGAGGUUUGGUGCCAGUGUCAUUACAGGGUCUGUGGAGGGUCAGCCAUCGGCUGCCCUCCCUCUUUCCCUCCCUCUGCACCCACAGCCCUGUCCUUCCUGAAGUUUGUUGCCAGCUGGUCAGAUCUGGGCUCAAAAGAACAGCUUUGGUGGGGUUCCUGGAUAGAUGUGGGGGGGGGUUCCCAUGGGCCCCAGGGAGCAGGCAAUACCGCUUCCCACCUAGGAAUGCCUACUUCCGCCCUCUAGGAAGCCUGGUGUGACCUGAAAAGGUGGUGGUGACCUGGUGCUCUGCUCUGGUCACAAGUGUCUAGGGAAUAGAUGCCUGCAUGGAGUGGGCAGGCAAGCCAUAUCCCGCCCAGCCUCUUUCCCUGGUGUUUCUUACAUUGAGGUUAAUGACAGGUGGCAUCCAGGGAUUAUUCUUGAUGUAGGGCCUCUCUUGGCAUCUUUGUGGCAGGGCGGGUAUUUUUAGGGGUGGUGAGAGUGCAGGAGGGGCCUGGGAGCUAGGCCGGGGGCACUCGCUCUCCUCUACAGAGGAAGGAUGGGGUGGGGGCAGUUUGGAAGAACCCGUGUUUCUCCCCCUCCUUGUGCCUGAGGCGCUUUGCAUGGGUGCAGAGCCCCGGACAAAGGGCCCGGAGUCAUAGAUUGUAGUGUUGACUCUGUCACCCACCAGCUUUGAGGGACACAUCGCUUUAGCUUUCUUGCCUGGGGCCCCUCUCUCUCACCCAGCUUCCUGGGUGCUUGUCCACAGCAGGCAGACAAAGAGCGGCUGGUGGCCUGCGACUCCUGCUCUGGUGUGGGGAGCGGGAGGAGAGUGCGUGUGCUCCCAGCCCCGCCCGCCAGGCCCCACAUCAGCGGGUUGGAUUUUGCAACUAACUGUGUUUUGCUGCCUUCUCUCCCUCCCCCAGGACGCCUCUUCUUUCUCUUUGAAGUCCAUGGGGUCAAAGUUCUGGGGCCCAGACCCUGGGGGCCCCCGAGAGCUGAAUCCUCUCUCCAGCUUUGCUAUUUCUCUGCUACCUAACCUCAGUGACUGAGCAGGACUGUGUCUGAGCCAUGGCCGGCCCGGCUGGCCCCUGCCCCACCCCCUUUCUCCAACUGUUUGAACGGUGGUCUCCCUGCUGAGUGACUGGCUGUGACAUCUCAAGGCUGGUGGGUGUCCCGCUGGGAGGCUGUGAUGGCUUCCAGGAGAUGCUAUUUCCCAGGUAUGUUGAGAGGCUGGUGGCACCGGCUGACUCUGGCAGAGGCCCGUUCAGGCCCGGCUGCCGGACCCACUCUCCCUGGACAGACGUCCCCUUUCCGACACUUGGUGCCAGCACUUGUGCUCAGGGGGUCAGCCCCUUCCUUUUGGUGUGUUUUUCUUGAGUCCUUUUUCUUACUUUCCUUGUCCCAUUCACAACAAGAAAUGCCUCGAAAGGUCCUUUUUCCUUGUUUUCUAGGGGCAUCUGUAGCGCGGGGUCAAACUGGAGGUGCUGCCUGUAGGUCUAGCAGACAGGAGGUGUGCCAUUCGCCCAGGUCCGUGACCACAGCCCCGGGCACAGAGUCGAAGCUGGGGUCGGAUCCCAGGCUGCCUGCCGUGGUGCGUCCUCCCCGGGGUCUCUCACUCCUUCCAGGACGGGGCUUGGACUGGACCCUCUCUGAGGAUGGUUACAGUCGGACCUGCCCUCGCUCCCGGUCCCUGUGAUUUUGUGGAAGACAGCAAGUUGGCAGUCGGAGCCUCAAGAAUGGAAGUGGCACCUCGCUAGCAUUUAUCACUUUUUUUUUUUUAAAUCCCCGUCUCUUUUUAAAAAUAAAACCAGCUUCUGUUCUGAAAAUAAAAAACUUGAGACUUGUGACAAGCUU